GUCAGAGACCAUGAAGUCAUCUCUUGAGUCAGCAGAAGCAACAGUUUCAUGGCGUGUAAUUCUAUGUAUAUUAAUAAGCCAAUCCUCAAUUCUAUAUAUUGUGUAUUUCUUAGCCAAACGUUAUAAUUAAUAUGGCAUCCGUAAUUGAGCAAUGCCAAGUUGCGCCACCUCCAGGCAGCGCGGCAGAGUUGACACUCCCUCUUACUUAUUUCGAUCAUAUGUGGUUAGCUUUCCAUCGUAUGAGGCGGUUACUAUUCUACAAGCUCCCUAUUUUCAAACCUGAUUUCGUCCAAAACAUUAUUCCUUCUCUUAAAGAUUCACUCUCCCUCACUCUCAAACACUAUACACCCUUAGCUGGCAAUGUUGCAUGUCCACUAAAUUUUAGCGAAUCUCCUGAGUUGCGUUACGUAAGGGGAGAUUCUGUAUCUGUUACCUUUUUUGAGAUUAAUAUGGAUUUCAAAUAUCUUAUUGGUGACUAUCCCCGUACUGCUAAGGAUUUUUAUCACUUUCUUCCUCAGUUGGCGGAACCUAAGGAUGCCCCGGGGGUCCAAUUAGCCCCACUCUUAGCCAUUCAAGUGACACUUUUUCCAAAUGUUGGCAUAUCUAUUGGUUUCACUAACAAUCAUGUUGCCGGUGAUGGAGCUACCAUAGUAGGGUUCGUAAGGGCGUGGGCUCGGCUCAACAAAUUCGGUGGACAUGAACAAUUCUUAGCAAAUGAGUUCAUUCCAUUUUAUGAUAGGUCAGUAAUCAAAGACCCUUAUGAACUCGGGAAGUUGACAUGGGGCGAAAUGAAGAAACAUAAGCUGGAGAUGUGCGACAUUGUGAGUCCUCCUGACAAGGUUAGAGGUACAUUUACUAUAACACGAGAUGAUAUUGGGAAACUAAAGAAUUUGAUAUUGUCAAGACGACCGAGUCUAACUCAUGUAACAUCUUUCACUGUAAUAUGUGCUUAUGUAUGGACUUGCUUGGUAAAAUCAGAGGACGCGACCAGAGAAGAGACAGACGAAAACGUAAUGGAAUUCUUUGGAUGUGUAGCUGAUUGUAGAGUGCAAUUCAAUCCACCACUUCCUCAAUCUUAUUUCGGGAAUUGCCUAGUAGGGUACGUUGCAAGAAUUAGACAUGCUGACUUAGUUGGGAAGGAAGGCUUUACAAUGUCUGUGGAAUUAAUUAGAGAAGCCAUUCGGGAAAAUAUGAAGGAUGAGGAGUGGAUCCUGAAUGGUAACUGGUUUAAGUCAUAUAGCACCUUAGACAUGAAUCAGUCGCUUUCAGUUGCUGGAUCACCAAAGCUUGACUUAUAUGCUACUGAUUUUGGCUGGGGAAGGCCUGCGAAGUUAGAGUUCGUUUCUAUUGACACUGGUAGUGGAAUAUCGAUGUCUCUUAGUAAAUCAAAGGACUUUGAUGGAGAUUUAGAGGUUGGCUUGUCUUUGUCUAAAACUCGAAUGAAUGCUUUUGCUGCUAUAUUCACCCACGGGCUCAGCUUUCUAUAGCAAGCCUCGCUACAAUUAUAUUUUCACCAAACAAUAGAGUUGGAUUUUUAUUUUGUGCAAGUGAUGCCACUUAGUUAUUCAAUUGUGUGGCAUUCUUUCUAUACUGAAAUGAGAUUUUUGCAUUUUAUGCUCCUAAUGUAUGUUCUCUUUCUUAAUUUGUGUUAAGAGCUUCGAUAAGAGAAUAAAUUUUAGAAUUGAAAACCUUGUAUUUCA
Lycium barbarum (goji berry) is the source of this 1700-nucleotide messenger RNA. Its product is annotated as phenolic glucoside malonyltransferase 1-like. The transcript has a single exon. Bases 132 to 1487 code for a protein of 451 amino acids. NCBI's taxonomy places the organism in Eukaryota, Viridiplantae, Streptophyta, Magnoliopsida, Solanales, Solanaceae. The record is from RefSeq and is a predicted model, not a curated record.